Gavia stellata (red-throated loon) is the source of this 1083-nucleotide messenger RNA. RefSeq names its product ciliary microtubule inner protein 4 (gene CIMIP4). Lineage: Eukaryota; Metazoa; Chordata; Aves; Gaviiformes; Gaviidae. The transcript is spliced from 6 exons. The record is from RefSeq and is a predicted model, not a curated record. Bases 1 to 1083 code for a protein of 360 amino acids.
AUGGACCAGGUGAGAGAGAGUGUGGUAGAGGUUCCAGCUUCCCCUACACCUGAUGUGGCAGAAAGUGACUCAGUGCUGGCCAACGGUACUUCAGUGGAACCUGAGGAAGGCAAAAAGGAGGAUCUUCCAGAACGCUUAUGUCUCAGCAGACAGAGAACAUCCCAAAGGAGCUCCAGCAGAGCUUCCUGGAAGAUCUCCAAGGGCCCAGUGGCUCAGGGAACAGCAAAGAGCUCCACAUCUAUUAAAUUCCAGGCGUCUCCUGCAAAGUGUGUUCAGACUAAAAGACAGAGCAAACAGAGUGUCCAGGCCAAAACUCCCUCCAUGCAGGGUCUUCAUUCAAGAAGACUUGAAGAGGAAAGAGAAGAUACAUCUGCCACCAAAGACCCAACUGUGGGGCAUGAGCCAAGAGGGAGGAACAGCGCUUACCACCUGCCUGCAAUAUCCAGGCAGAGGGAGGCAGAGGGCACCAAAUCUGUCUCAAAUGACAAAGAACGAGUAGCAGGCCAACACCAAACACUGGGAUCUAGACAGCCUGGAUCUUCCCGCAAGACCAUCAAAGCCAGCUACGAAAAAGCCAAGGAGACCUGCAGCAGAUUAAGUGCCAAAGGGUCCUUAGCAUCAUUAGGGCCAGAUAUGAAAGCAGAACGGAAGCUCCUUCUGGAGAAGAGAAACAGCUUGAUCCAUACUAACAGUAAAUACAAAUUUGCCAGUGCAGAUGAACUUACCAGUCAUGAAGAGGAACGGCAGGCUCUGCGCAAGGCAGCAUUAAUCAUGGGACAGAAAAGACUCAGCGACCGUACUGAAAUGCUAAAAAACUCCCUGAACUCUACAUCUUGCACUGAUUGCAACCAGCUGGGUUUUAACCUGAGGUCAAAUAUCUUCCAAGGUGGCCCACUGGAGAGCCGAACCUUGAUGAGAGAUUCCUACACCCCUGAUGUAAUUCAGAAGGCAAUCAGGGAUCCCAAGAACUGGCAUGGAAGGAGGACUGAUGAGCUAGGGAAAUGGCAUCAGAAAAAUGCCCUGAAUCUUAACCUGCAGAAAGCAUUGGAGGAUAAAUAUGGGAAGAAAAAAGGCAAGCCUUAG